Molecule: messenger RNA, 633 nt
Organism: Phytophthora nicotianae INRA-310
Lineage: Eukaryota; Oomycota; Peronosporomycetes; Peronosporales; Peronosporaceae
Exons: 1
Coding region: 1-633 (210 amino acids)
Biological process (GO): carbohydrate transport
Cellular component (GO): membrane
Molecular function (GO): sugar transmembrane transporter activity
Source: RefSeq, a predicted model, not a curated record
AUGCUGUACGGUUAUCUUGAGGGUAGCGUUUUUCCAGUUGGAGUCACGCAGGGCUUCGGUCAGCUUGCAUCGAUCGUGUUCAACAGCGUCUACUUUCGUUGGACGCCAAAGCAUAGACGCAAGGAGUUGCUCAAAGCGUAUGCAUGGGCACUAGCACUGCAUUGUGCUGUAACCCUGUACUUCAUACUCGUUGUGACGGGUGUCACCGGACAAACCAAUGCUGAAGCAAGCACGUCGCUUGGGUACUUCGGUCUCGUCUUUAGUGUUGGCGUUUUCGCAUCUCCCCUCGGCACCCUAAAGCGCGUCAUAAAGACCAAGUCGGCCGUCUCCAUUCCAGUCAACAUGAGUCUCAUGAUCUUCGUCUCCUCGGUACUUUGGGUGGCAACGGGAUUGCUCGACAGCGACUACUUUAUCGCUGGCCUGAACGCCGCUGGAGUUUUGUUGGGCGCCGUUCAAAUAGUGCUCUAUUAUAUCUAUCGACCAGGCCAAGGGGUCGAAGCUCUCCAGGGUCAGCGGUACGGGACAAACGGAGAGCUGCCAGUCGUGUGGUCACCGGCAGACAAAAGCGUUGGCAUUGCUUUUUCUGCAGUGAGUCCGGCUUACAAAACCCUGCCUUCACCGAUUACAUCGUAG